CGUCAUUUCCGGUGCGCCGCCGGCUCCCAGCGUGUUCUGCCUGCCCGGGGAGCUCGCACGCGGCAGCUCGCGGUAUUCACUAACCCCCCCCGCCCGGGCAGCCCGCGGUCAGUCAGUCAGUCAGGGAGCCGGCAUGGCGGUCUCGUUCCGGCAGCGCACCGUCCUGGCCCCCAUGGUCCGGGUGGGCUCGCUCCCCAUGCGGCUGCUGGCCCUGCAGUACGGCGCCGGCCUGGUGUACAGCGAGGAGCUGGUGGACCUGAAGCUGCUGCAGUGCCAGCGGGUGGAGAACCGGCUGCUGGGGACGGUGGACUUCGUGGCCCCCGCGGACAGGGUGGUGUUCCAGACCUGCCCCCAGGAGCGCGGCCGCGUGGUGUUCCAGAUGGGCACGGCGGACCCGGAGCGAGCGCUGGCCGUGGCCCGGCUGGUGGAGCACGACGUGGCGGCCAUCGACGUCAACAUGGGCUGCCCCAAGGACUACUCCACCAAGGGGGGCAUGGGGGCGGCCCUGCUGGCUGACCCGGCCAAGAUCGAGCGGAUACUGACCGCCCUGGUAACCGGGAUAUCCAAACCCGUCACCUGCAAGAUCCGCAUCCUGCCCUCGCUCGAAGAAACCCUCAGCCUGGCCAAAACCAUCGAGCGAACCGGCGUAGCCGCCAUCGCUGUGCACGGGAGGAAGAAGGAAGAGCGUCCGCAGCACCCCGUCCACUGCGACGUUAUUCGAGCCAUCGCAGAAGCAGUGUCUAUCCCUGUCAUCGCCAACGGAGGCUCACAAGAAAUUAUCAAAGAAUUCAGGGACAUAGAGACAUUCCGGGCUGCUACAGGGGCUUCGUCAGUCAUGAUUGCGCGAGCAGCAAUGUGGAACCCAUCCAUAUUCAGAGAAGAGGGGAUAUUGCCUCUGGAAGAAGUCGUCCGCGAUUACAUUAGGAUUGUCGUAAACUAUGACAACCACUACACUAACACAAAGUAUUGCCUGUGUCAAAUGUUACGAGAGCAGCUUGAAACUCCGUUGGGAAAGAGACUUCAUGCAGCGCAGUCCACACAGGAAAUCUGUGACCUUUUUGACAUGAGUUCUUUCUACAAAAGUGUAAUGGAUUCUAAGGAAUCCAGAAAAACUGGAUUAGACCUUGGUGAUUUAAAUAAUUCUAGUUGUGUGGAUAAUGACAAUGACGAUCCCAGCAUUACGUGUUUACCUGUUAAAUUUGACAAACGAGAGUACCCACCACAGAUCACACCCAAAAUGUUCCUGCUGGAGUGGUGUAGGAGGGAGAAGUUGCCGCAGCCUGUUUACCAAACUGUGCAACGACCCCUUGAUAAGUUUUUCCGUUCCGUUGUCACCGUGGAUGAAAAGAAAUAUCGCUCCACGCUAUGGGACAAAUCAAAAAAGCUUGCGGAGCAGGCUGCAGCCAUUGUGUGUCUCCGUGUUUUGGGAUUAAAAGAGGGCAAGCUGGGCGAGCCUGAGAGUGAUCUAGUUCGUAAAAGAAAACGUGAUUUACUUGGCAAAGUGGAAGAUAAAUGGAGCCCACCUUUGGAAGCACAAAAUAAGAGACCACACCAUAAUUGUGAAAAGCAGGAGAACUCAGAUGGCUUGCAUGAACUGUGACAAGCAAUGCAUUUUCUACAAUCAUCUAGCUUACCUUGAAAGUUUGAUGUGUCUCUUGUCCCCCCUGCCCCCUGUUAAUCCUCAGAAGCUAGGAUAGAGUGGGGUGGGAUUGGGCACAGUAAAGGUGGAGUAGAUGUACUAAGUAUUUGUUCAUGCCAUUACCCACUCUCCAUUUCACUCGCCAGUGAAACACAUUGACUACCAGUUACUUAUGGAAAGGCGUAUUACUUUAAAAGAACAAUCCAAAUAAGUCUACUGUUGUUAUGCUGUACCCUAGUGAUCUGGUGCUGUCAGUGUAAUCUGUUAAAGGGACUCUAUAGUCACCAGAACUACAGCUUAAUGUAAUUGUUCUGGUGUCUAUAGUCUGUCUCUGUAUGCCUUUUAAUGUACACGGCAGUGCUUACAUUUCUCCUUAGGAAUACCUCUAGAGGCUGUCACUCAGAUGUCUACUAGAUGUGCCUCAUGGGUCAGUGCUGCAAGGAGGCGCUGAAUAGUCUUCAUAGAGAUUAAUUUAUUCAAUGCAUCUGUAUUUGGAGAUACUGAUUGGUGCAGCAAUUUGCAGUGCAUGUGCUUUAGCCUCCCAAUGCGUGCUUAGGGAAAGCAUUGGAUUGGCUGAGAUCAUUAACUUUGAUCUGAGCCAUUGAUGUGGGGCCAGCUGCAGCGAGACCCAUGUAGCACUGGAAGAAACAUAAAUAGACUUACCUUUUACACCUCUGACAGGGGUGCUGUUGUCCUAGAUAUAGCUAUUAGAACUGUGGUGUCAGGAAUACACAUUUGUUAUAUUUUCUGUUAAGUCAUAUUUAGGGGGUUUGACGACUUAUAUGGGUCCCCAACGCGUCAGUGCACAUUUGUAAUGUAAUCCUGCAGAUCCAGAUAAAUUACACUUGAAUGCGCCAGGGCACUCCAGUACAGUAUGCUGUAGUGGUUAUGGUGCAUGGAUUGUUCCUUUAUAUAUAUUCAGUUAUGCGGUUGUUGCUAUGAUACUCUGUGGUAUUUACAUGUUUUCACACAUCAGGACACAUAUUCCAUGCAAAACACGCAUGGAUCUACCAAGUUAUGGUGUCUGUUUUUUGCCACAAUUUUAAUUCUGAAACAUGGGUGUAGAACGUCCAGUAAUAUUAUUUAGAGAAUGCUAUGAUUUGUGGCUAAGACAAAGAUACUCAGCUGUUUCAAAGCUAUAACUCCCAAAAUGCAUUGCCGUCCGUACAGUUUGUAAAGCAACAUGGGUGAUGUUCUUCAGCAGCUUAGGAUCUGCCUGUUGGCUACCCCUGCAAUAAGAUAACCGAAGCACAAAUGCAGGGCAGCUGUAGAGCUUCUCCUCCUUGUGAAUGAUCAAUCCGCUAAGCCAGUCGUGUGCUGUAAAACAAACCGCAGCCGUGUGCUGUAAAACAAACCGCAGCGUAUUUUUUUGUUUUUUAAGCUCCCCGGCACCUUUAGUGUGCUGGACAAGCUGAGCCGUUUUGGCAGAUUCCUUUCACCGAUAUUUUGCAGUAUGCUGCUCACGGGUUUGACCUACAGAACUUCUGAAAUUCCUUUACAUUUGUUUUGUUGUGGGUGACCUGCUACUGUUGCAACAUUGCACUAACGUAAUUUAUUUUUUCAAAGUUUGUGCCUUUACAUUUUACAAAUGUAAUUUUACAUUUAAUACAUGGCUUUCAGCUUGUGCCUUUCGCAGUUUUAAUUUCACAAAUGAUAUUAAAUGUAUGUUAUUUAAUAUUUGUGUCUUGUGAUUUCCUUUGAUUUAUAAUCCAAGUUUGGCACAGUAAAGGUGAAGAGAAUGCAGCACAAUUUAUAUUAUGUAGUUUGUUUUUUUAUUAAUAUUUAAAAUACUGAAAACUGAAAUUCUGUCGCAUAAAUGCCUUCCUUUAGGGUAUUGUGCUUGCAGCUAGGCAAAUGGGACGUUGUAUUCCGUACCUAAAGCAAUUAAAAAAUUACAAGAUGGGCGAUCCUCAUACCAUAAUGCCCUGCACGAAUUUGUCAAAUCGCUAGC
Molecule: messenger RNA, 3590 nt
Organism: Pelobates cultripes (western spadefoot toad)
Lineage: Eukaryota; Metazoa; Chordata; Amphibia; Anura; Pelobatidae
Source: the annotation of a GenBank genome assembly